Olea europaea var. sylvestris is the source of this 1618-nucleotide messenger RNA. Its product is annotated as beta-glucuronosyltransferase GlcAT14B-like. Gene Ontology annotation, cellular component: membrane. The transcript has 4 exons. The record is from RefSeq and is a predicted model, not a curated record. Gene Ontology annotation, molecular function: glucuronosyltransferase activity. NCBI's taxonomy places the organism in Eukaryota, Viridiplantae, Streptophyta, Magnoliopsida, Lamiales, Oleaceae. The coding region runs from base 159 to 1415 and encodes 418 amino acids.
UGUUAAAGACUAUAGAUUAAAACUACCCCACACCUUUUGCUCUGGAAAAAACCAAAAAAUGAAAAUCCCAAAUAAACAGAAGAUUGUGGAGGCAUUAAAGAAUUCCAUGUAAAAGUAAAACCAGAAGUGAAGCACAAAUCUUGGAGUAGAUCUCCACAAUGGAACUUAACAAACCAAUACAAAAGAAAAAAUGGUUCCUCCCAUUAGUCUUUUCCCUCUUGAUAUCCUCUUUACUCAUGAUAUUAACCCUUUUCUCUGAUACCCCAUUUCACAAAAAAUCUACCAAAAUCAAACCUCAACUUCCAGUUUUUGUAGAAUCAAAGCUACAUAAAACCCCAACACUGCCCAGUUCAAGAACUCCAAAACUGGCCUAUUUGAUCUCAGGAUCAAGUGGGGAUUUUGAGAGUCUAAAGAGGACGCUAAAAGCCCUUUAUCAUCCAUUAAACCAGUACGUUUUGCACUUGGAUCUUGAGGCACCACCCGAGGAGAGAAUUGAGUUGGUGAAUUUUGUGAAAAAUGAGCAAUUAUUUGUGCAAUUUGGGAAUGUGAGGGUUGUGAAGAAGUCUAAUUUGGUCACUUACAGAGGCCCCACUAUGGUUAGUAAUACACUUCAUGCUGCUGCCAUUUUGUUGAAGGAAGGUGGAGAGUGGGAUUGGUUUAUCAAUUUGAGUGCUUCUGAUUAUCCUUUGGUGACUCAAGAUGAUUUGCUUUAUACUUUAUCAACUAUUCCAAGGGAACUUAAUUUUCUUGAGCACACUAGUGACAUUGGCUGGAAAGAGUUUCAGAGAGCCACGCCCGUGAUCAUCGACCCGGGGCUUUAUAGCCUGCAAAAAUCCGAUCUUUUUUGGAUCACGGAGAAACGAAUAAAACCUACAGCAUUUAAGCUUUUCACAGGCUCGGCUUGGAUGAUGCUUUCUCGACCCUUCAUAGAGUUCUGUUUGUGGGGUUGGGACAACCUCCCGAGGACUGUGUUAAUGUAUUACGCCAAUUUUCUUUCAUCACCCGAAGGUUACUUUCACACGGUCAUAUGCAAUGCUGAAGAAUUUCGAAACACAACUGUGAACCACGACCUCCACUUCAUCUCAUGGGACAACCCUCCGAAGCAGCAUCCACAUUUCCUCACAGUCGAUGAUUAUCAGAGAAUGGUCGACAGCAAUGCCCCGUUUGCAAGAAAAUUUGGCAGGAAUGGAGCUAUUCUAGACAAGAUCGAUUCUGAACUUCUAGGACGCAAAGCUGAUGGGUAUGUUCCAGGUAGUUGGUUUGAUGGACACGGCCAGGACACGAAUGGAUCUUCUGCGUAUUAUGCUCUUCCGAAUAUAACUGCACUUAGACCAGGUUAUGGUGCUCAAAGGCUUAAAAAUCUUAUCAAAAGUUUGAUCUUUGACAAAGAUUUCCAUGCAAAGCAUUGUCUUUAGCACUUUAGAUGAUAAUGUUGUCACUUUGAAGUAGCAUAGAAGAUUUACUUAUAAUACAUUAAAUCUGGGAAUACAGAUCCAAAGUUGUUUAACAUAGUAUUGGAACAAAUAAGUAUUGUUGCCACUUAUUUAUAAAAAUUGUGUAAUUUUCUUCCUUUACUAAAAAAUAAGGUCUGCAUAUGGCUUGGCAUGUUGAAUGUAAA